AUGUAUAUCAAACUACCCGCUUUACUUUCGUCCGUGCUGCUAUUGGGUGCUCCUCCCCUGGCGAGCUCAAAGCCUACUACGUCGUCAGACCCAUUUCAACCUUAUGUUAUUUCCGCGAAGAACAUUCAAGCAACAUUAAUUCCGUAUGGUGCCACCCUAACUUCACUUCUAGUCAACGACCGCGAUGGCAAGCAACAGGAUGUUGUCGUCGGUUACGAUGACCCGAAACAAUAUAAAAUCGACACUGAGACCAACCAUACGUAUUUUGGCUGCAUCGUAGGGAGAUACGCCAACAGAAUCAAAAACGGCUCCUUUGAGCUCGACGGUGUUAAAUACGACAUCACAAAGAAUGAAAACCAUGACACCCAGACACUCCAUGGAGGUGUUAUCGGAUAUGAUCAGCGCCCUUGGACGGUGGUAAAUCACACUGAAAACUCUAUCACCUUCAGUCUCCUCGACACCGGCUUUGAAGGUUUCCCAGGUGAAGUUAUCACAUAUGCCACCCUCAGUGUUCGUUCUUCAUGCACUAAAGACGACACAAAAUGCGAAACCAAACUGACCGCAAAAACCGUAUCACUUGCCUUAACGGAGGAGACGCCCAUCAUGUUGUCACACCAUAUUUACUGGAACCUAAAUGGGUUUAAGAAGCCUAACGUGUUGGAGGAUACUACCUUGCAGCUGCCGCUGUCAAAAAGAUUUAUAAAAAUCGAUUCCGCCGCAAUACCAACAGGCGAACUCUCGGAUACCGCAACGGCAUUUGGCGGUGCCCUCGACUUCACCCAGCCCAAGCUCAUUGGCAAAGACAUCGCCUCGGCUAAGAAUUGUGGUGCCAAUUGUACAGGUUAUGACAACGCAUUCAUCAUUGACCGCCCCAAUAGUGAAUCAGACUGGACCUCGUCUCCGGAAACUAUGGCUGUCGUUCUGAGGAUGGCGUCCCGCACCACUGGGAUCAGCAUGCAAGUCACUACGAACCAAAAGGCUGUUCAAAUCUAUAGCUGCAAUAAUCAGAACGGGACUAUCCCUGUCAAGAAAUCUCAGACCAACCGGAAUAAAAUGGAAGGUGGUUACGAGUAUGUGGAUGUUAUCAACAAAUAUGGCUGUAUCGUCAUCGAGACUGAGGGCUGGAUUGACGGUAUCAGCAACCCAGAAUGGGGCCAGAAUCCAUACCAGAUCUAUUCCCCAGAGACCGGACCAGCCGUGAACUGGGCUACAUUCACUUUUGGAAAUAUUUAA
This is a messenger RNA of Histoplasma capsulatum G186AR, 1233 nucleotides long. Its product is annotated as aldose 1-epimerase. Gene Ontology annotation, biological process: glucose metabolic process; beta-D-galactose catabolic process via UDP-galactose, Leloir pathway. Lineage: Eukaryota; Fungi; Ascomycota; Eurotiomycetes; Onygenales; Ajellomycetaceae. The record is from RefSeq and is a predicted model, not a curated record. Bases 1 to 1233 code for a protein of 410 amino acids. Gene Ontology annotation, molecular function: aldose 1-epimerase activity; carbohydrate binding. The transcript has a single exon.